UCCAUUAGUACAGAGGCACAACGCUAUCAACCGGCUUCGAAGCAGUUGUUUGGGCGUUUCCUGUUUAGCGUGCAACGGGACUCUCGAGCUGCAGAAACCAGUAUCAGCCUGCAUAUAAGGCAAAAGCUACUGAUACGUGCUCUGCGACACGAUUACUCCAGCGGAGCAUGGGGCAAGCUCGUUGGGGAGCCCCCAACGGGCGUGUCUUGAGCCCAGCGCAGUGCUGAGGGCUUGAUUGCAUCACAUCAAAGCACAGGGAACUCUGCGACACCCAGCAGCGGCCUUUUGAGGACCGGUCGCAGCCAUGGCUGGAAGUCUGACAACCUUCAGCACGGACCUGGGUGCCCUGCGCACGCACGAUGCGAUCCAGGGGCGCCAGACAAAGCUGGUGGAGGCUGCGAAGCGCCUCAUGCAGUCAGAGCAGAUGGUCAACAUGCUCCAGGAGGCGGGUGUGGCGCUGCCAAGCAUCGAGGAGCUGGAGGGCCCGAGCCGGCACCAGACCCGCAUCCUGGGCGCCGCCGGGCCCGGCGCAGCCGGCAGCGGCGGCGGCGGCGGGCGAGGCGACUGGCGCUCCGCCCUGGGACGCAACGUCCACGUCCACCACCCCACGCCGGGGGAGGAGGGCGCCGCCGCAGCCGACGAGGCCGCCGCCGCCUCGCCGGGCGCAGACGGCGCCGUGCCUGCCCCUCCGGCCCUGCAAGGGCCCCCCAGCCCGAGCCGACUGAUGGGGAGCGCCCCGCAGUCGCCGACCAAGCGGCCGCCCACAGUGACUGGGCCGUCCGGUUCGCGGUUGGCGGGCCGGCUGGGGGCGGCUCUGGGCGGCGCUGGCGAGGGCGGGGCGGAGGAGAUGGAGAAGAACCCCAUCAUCAGGCGGUUGAAGAAGCUGAAGCACAAGGUGCUGUUCGGCAAGGUCGGCGAGAAGGCGUACGCCAGGUACCGGCAGACGCUGCGCGCCAAGACCACGUGGCGCGACAUCCUGCGCCCCAACGUGGCCAAGGGGCGGGCGGGCGCGGUGGCGGGCGGCAACAGCGUGCCCGGCUUUAGCGAGCUGCUGGACAGCGCGUUCACGGAGGAGCAGAAGCAGGAGGUGCGGCACUACGCGGCGCAACUCAUCCAGCAAGCCUGGCGCGAGUUCAAGAAGCAGCGGCAGGACGCGAUCAUGAAGCACGUGCGGGAGUACGAGAUUGGGCACUACAGCAAUUGGAGCGACGACGACUCAGUCGCCACCGACGACCUGCCGGACUGGUGGGGGGACGGCAGCGACGACGACGAUGAUGACGAGGCGGGCGCGGACGGCAAGAAGAAGAAAAAGAAGGGCGGCAAGAAGGGCAAACUGCCCAAGGGCGCCAAGGGCGAUGCCUCGUUCGUCAAGAAGCGUGCCGUGCUAUUGGCUGUAGCAGGCGCCAUGGAUGAAGAGACCAUGGGCGAGGCUGUAGCAGCUGGCAAGGCCAAGCGGGAAGCCAAGAAGAAAGCCAAGGCCAAGAAGAAGAAAAAGGAGGCGGGCGGCGGCGGCGGCGAGGAGGAGGAGGAAGACGAGGAGGGCGGGGCGGGCAGUGCGCGGAAGGGAAAGAAGGGCAAGGGGAAGGGAAAGCCGAAGGGCAAAAAGAAAAAGGGGGACCGAGAGGGGGGCGAGGUGGAGAGCGAGGAGGAGGAAGAGGAAGAGGAGCAAGAAGAAGACGAGGAAGACGAGGAGGAAGAGGAAGAGGAUGACGACGACGAUGAGGAAGAUGAAGAAGAAGAAGAAGAGGAGGAGGAAGAAGAGGAGGAGGAGGUGGCUUCUCCCAGCGGCCGCGGAGCCAAGUGGAAAAAGAAGUUUGCGGCCAAGGCAUCUGAGGCGGAGGAGGAGGAGGAAGGAGCCGAGGGUGGUGCCGGCGGCAAGAAGGGCGGCACAAAGAAGGGUGCCAAGAAGAAGGGCGGCAAGAAGGGCCGAACUGGCGGCGACAUCGACGGCGAUGGUGACGGUGCGGAGGGCGAGGGCGGUGAGGGCGAGCUCUCUCCAUCCGGCAGGCGGCGAGCGGCCCCCGGCACCGGCGACGGCGCUGACGACGGUGCUGAGCUAGGGGCCGACGGCGCCGCAGCCGACCCCGAAGCAGCGGCGGCGGCGGCCGGCGCCGCUGGCGCCGACGGCACUGCCGCAGGCGAGGCCGGAGGCGGCGCAGCUGCGGGUGGUAGGGGCAAGCUGAGCUCCAAGGACAGCGGAAAGAAGGGCACCGGAAAGAAGGCUGCCGGCAAGAAGGGCGGGAAGAAAGGCGGAAAGGGGCGUAGCCGCGCGCUGGGCGGCGGCGGCGGUGAUGGGGACGCGGACGGCGAGAGCGGCGGCGGCACGGGCCGGCGGCACGAGGUGCCGGACUGGAGCAAGGUGGGCCACUCCGCGGGUCUGUUUGAAGUGACCACGGACCCGGAGAAGCGCGCGGCGCUGCUGGCGCGCAUGAUGAAGGAGGGAGGGCCCGAGUGGAAGCCCGCGGGCAUGGUUGCGGACUGGCACGCGGCCUCGCUGUCGCUGUACGACGGCGCCGACCCUGAGAAGCGGGCGGAGGCCAUGGCGCGAGUGGCGGAGAACCACCCCGUGUGGAAGGCGGCCGGAGCUGGCGGCUCGGGCCUGUCGCCCUACGACCGAGGGCUGUGGGACGGCCCGGUGGACGACAAACCGCGCGGCAAGCGUGACACCUCCGUAACCGGGCCCUCCUGGCGGCCGGCGGGUAUGGCCAAGGAGCAGUACGUGUCCUACUACAUGGGCGGCCUGGACAGCCCCAGCAGCAGCUCCACAGAUGAUGAGUCGGUGGAGACGCCGGAGCAGCGCGCCGCACGCCGGGCCGAGGCCAAGGCCGCGCGCGCAGCCGCGCGGGAGGCCAUCCUGGCGCAGCGCGCGGCGGCCAUCGCGGCGGCGGGCGGCGCGGGCUCCGCCACCGCAACCGAUGCCGCCCGCGCUGACGCCAUGGCGGCUCUGAAUGCCAAAUACAAUGCCCGCAAGCCGUGGCGCUUCACGGGCGCGGCCGCCGCCGCCGAGGACGCGCUGGCUAGCCCGGGCGGCAACGUGCCGCCGGCGCAGCGGUUCGCCAACAUCACCCGCGAUGACAAGCCCGGCGGCGCCAAGCCCUGGAAGUACACGGUCCGCCAGCCCGACUCCAUGCGGCUGGGCAGCAUGUGGGGCCCCUACCAGGACCCCCAUGUCAGCCCCUUUUUGAGGCCGCGCGGAGCCGCCACCAUGGGCGGCGCCAAGGCCGGCGGAGGCGCGACGAGCGGCGAUGAGCACACGCCCAGAGCGGUUUCGGACGGCGGCGGCGCGCACGGGCUGUCCUCCGCCCGCUCCCUUAGGCGGCAGGCAUCCUUCUCCCGCCGCGUGCGUCGUGCCACGGAGGGAGACGAGCCCAAGGAGGGGGAAGAGGGCGGCGCCGAGACGGAGGGCCCAGAGGGCGCGGGGGCGUCCGCCAGCGCCAGCCACUCCUCACCGCGGCGGGCGCGCAGCCAGCAGCACCUCGCGAUCAGGCGAGCCAUGUCGGCAAGGGUGGCGCGGGGGCAGCACCCGCACCCGGAGGCAGCGGCCAUGUCGCUGCCGCAGGUCCACAUCGGCUUGGAACGAUCGCGCGGCAACGUGGCGGUUGUGCCCAGCCUGUACGUCAUGGAUCCAGACGCAGUGGCGGACGCUGAGAUGUACGGCGGUGGCGGUGGCGGCGGCCUGGAUGGAGAGCUGUCUACGGCACGGCUAGGCGGCGGCGGCGGCGGUGACGGCGGGCUGACGCCGCGCGGGGGCCGGGGGCCGCAUGUUGUGGAGCUGGGAAAAGGCUUCAGUCUGAACGGCAGGUCGGCGCUGUCACGCAACAAGUCCGGAGCUGGCGGCGGCGGCGGCGCGGGCGCAGCGGAAGGGCAGUACGGUGACGAUGGUGGCGGCGGCGGCGACGGCGAUGAGCUAGGCGAGGAGGACGAGUUGUAUGAUGGAGAGGAGGGCCCGUCUGGGACGGGUGGGGUGUCCGGGCUGGCGCGUGGGCGCGUGUCGUUCACGGUUCGUGGCCCGCCCGAGCAGCCCGACGAAGGCGGCGACGGCGACGGCGACGGCGCGACGCCGCUGGAGCUUCUGACCGGCGCCAUGGCGCACGGCAUGACGUCGCUGCAUGCAACACUGCAGCAGGCGGCGGCGGCAGGCGGUGACGGCGGUGAUGGUGGCGGCGGCGGCGGCGCCGGCAUGGGGGAGGCGGCGCCGGGCGGCGAGGCCUCUGGCUACUACUCCGCCGCGCCGUCUGCGGAGCCCAGCGGCUUACUGGGCCCAAGCGCUUCCUACUACUCCAACGGGACCGGUGCUGACGGCGACGGCCCUAGGGGCAGCUACUCCGGUGGCUCCCCGCACCGCGGCCGCGGCGGCCGCGGCGGCGGUGGUGGCGGCGGCGGCGGCGGCUCGCCGCCGAAGCGCGUGUGGUCGGCGCGCGGCACGGGCGCGUUCACGGCCGCCGGCGUGCAGCCCUACCCCAUAGACCCCGAGCUGCUGCGCCACCUCCCGGCAAAGGUGCAGGCGCAGGCGGCGGCGCGCGCCUCGCGCGUGCGCUCCAUGCCCGGCUCCCCGCGCCGCGACAGCUACGGCGGCGGCGGCGGCGGCGGCACGAGCGGGCAGCUGCCGCAGUUUGGCGGCGGAACGUUUCUGACUGGAGAGUCGUCGGCGUUUUCGUUCUCAGGAACGAUGGCAGCUACGGCACUGCUGCCGGUGGCGGAGGCGUCGGGACUGCUGGCGGCGCAGCCGUCGACGUUGGCGUUGUACGGCAAGGAUGGCGGCGCCGCCGCCGCCGCCAGCCCGUACAUCAUCAGCGCUGAGCCGUCGGGCUCGCUGGCGGUGGCGUUGUACGGCGGUAUGAUGACGACGGGCGUAGGCUACGGCGCCGCCGUCACCGGCGCUACCUCGGGCUCGGCGCCGCAGCCGUUUCUGUUCAGUCAGGAAGACCUGCCGCCGCUGCCAGCCAUUCUGCAGGACCCCCGCGCCGCCGAAUUCCUGGCCUCCCGCGGCGCCCAGAUGCUGGCGGCGCGGCGGCAGGCUGCCAAGGGCGCGGCUCGGCCCGACCCGCGGGCCCUGUACGAGUUGAUGUUCCUGGGGCCGCGGGUGCAGCAGCAGCGGCAGCAGCAGUACCGCGCAGCCACCGUGGCGGCUGGCGGUAAAAAUGGAGGAGCGGGGGGAGGAGGAGGAGGGGCGGGGGGAGGGGGAGCGGAGGGAGGAGGAGCGGCAGCGCCGCGUGGCAAUGGGGCGCAGCAGGUGACGAGCCCCAGGCGCCGCCCCGUGCCGGCGCCGGCGCCGGCAGCGGCCGCCUCGCCAGCGGCGCCAGCAGCGCCGGUGGUUGCCGCGGUCACGCCAGCGGCGGUCGCCGCGGUGGCAGCCGCCCCUGCCGUGGCGGCGCCUGGCGGCGCACCGGUCCCCCUGUCGCAGGUCAAGCUGCCAUCCAGCCACCCGCUGGCACGGAUGUACAACAUGCACGGCGUGGAUCCGAAUCCGUACGGGCAGUACACGUGGUCGCGUGCCGGCAAGCCGUACGGACCCCUGGGGCCCACGGAGCCGCCGACGGCGUCUUCGUCAACAAAACAGCAGGGGCAGGGGCAGCAGCAAGCAGGUGCGGGAGGAGGAGGAGGAGGAGGCGGUGGCGGGACGCGGCAGCUGCCGCCGGUGCGUGCCGGGUCGGGCGGGGCGAUCCAGCAGCUACCCAGCGGGCAGCAGGCGGCGACGCCGCCGCCUCUGCUCCAGCAGUCCUCCCCGCCGCGCACCCAACGCCACCAGCAGCACCAGCACCACCAGCACCACACGCCCAGCACCUGGCCCGAGUCGCCGCCGCUCGGCCACACCUCCGCGCACCAGCACCAGCUUCACCACAACAACGCGCCCGCCUCGCCACAGUCUACUACGGCCAUGUCGGGCGUCGCCUCGCCCUCCCAGCUGCCGCCGCUGCCCCCAGGCAUGGCUCCCUCCGCAUCCGGAGCCAACCUGCUCCGUCGCUCGAUGCCGGCAGGCAUGCUGGGCGCUGAAGCUCAGCACGCACUUGCCGUCGCCGCCGGCGGCAGUAGCACCAGCGGCCUGCCACAGCCGCUACUGCCGGCGGCGCAGCCUCAGGGCUACUACUCCCCCUACGUGCAGUACACAGUGUCUGUGGACCCGGCGGCGCUGGCCGCAGGCGGGCAGCAGCAGGCGGCAGUAGCACCGGGCGGCCCGCCGCUGCUACUGCCGGGCGGCUGGCAGUUUCCGGUGGACCCGCUGCGUCACAGUGUGGACAUCGGGGCUCUGAAUGCGGCCAUCCGUGCCGGGGCAGGGGCAGGGGCAGGAGGAGCAGGGACAGGGGGAGUGGGCGGCGCAGCCGGGGGAGCAGCGGCCGCUGCCGGAGGCCUGAACGCUUCACUGCCUGCCAUCAGCAGGUCUGGCAGCCGGGGCGACGGCCGCGGCGGCCCCGGGCAGCCGCAGCCGGCGUCUGACCCAGCCCUGCCGCUGCCGCAGGUCGCGUGGGCCGGCAGCACUGGCACUUGGGCAGGUGCUGCAGGUGCUGCAGGUGCUGCAGGUGCUGCAGGGGCGGGGGCUGCAGGGGCAGGGGCUGCAGGGGCAGGGGCUUCGCAGCAGGGCCUGCCGGGCGCUGACGGCAGCGCUAGCGCCGGCGCUGGCAUGGACAGCGGUGCUGCCGGCACCACCUUGCCCCGACUGGGGCCUGCAGAGCUCGCAGCUGCUGCUACUGCUGCUGCGGGCGGCCGGGCAGCGGGAGGUGGCGGGGUGUCGCCGUACUUGGGGGGUGGCGGCGUGUCGCCGUAUCUGGGAGGUGGCGGUGCCGGUGACACGGUGGCACGGCGGCUGCCCGCGGUGCCCGGGCCUGUUGGGGCUGCGCCGCAGAAGCGCGGCGGGCCGCCGCUGGGGCCGAACGGUAGCCGAAUGGACGUGGCGCCGGGUGGUGACGUGCAGGCAGGUGGCGGGGGAAUGGCGGACGGGGGCGGGGGUGCGACGCAGCGACGGCGGCUGAAGGGGCACCUCAAAGUGGGGCGGGCGCCGCUUGGGGCGCCGCUGUCUUCGCGCACGCCCGAGCGGCCUCCAGGCUGACAUUGACACCGUGAUUUUGGCUAUGCAGUGACGAGUGCGUACGGUAAUGUCGGGUGGUUGUCGACUUGUGUUGACUCUGGUUCAGGGUGAGCGAAGGCUUGCAUCAUCAUGCGCACACCUACCGUAGGAACGCAGAAUGCAGGAUUGCAGGAUGUAAUGCAGCGUUUAU
Chlamydomonas reinhardtii is the source of this 7214-nucleotide messenger RNA. RefSeq lists its product as uncharacterized. The transcript has 16 exons. The record is from RefSeq and is a predicted model, not a curated record. Bases 305 to 7045 code for a protein of 2246 amino acids. Lineage: Eukaryota; Viridiplantae; Chlorophyta; Chlorophyceae; Chlamydomonadales; Chlamydomonadaceae. Gene Ontology annotation, cellular component: nucleus; preribosome, large subunit precursor; preribosome, small subunit precursor. Gene Ontology annotation, biological process: rRNA processing.